AUGACGACUCUACUUCUCAGAUUAAUCACUCUCUUAAUCAUCUUCCCUCUCCACCAAUCACGCCCCUCAAAGUCACCAACCCCCACCACAAUCCAACUCCCUCUCCCUCCUACCACCACCAUCCUCGUCACCGACUUCGGCGCCACCGGAGACGGCAUUCACUACGACACACAAGCAAUCCAAUCAGCAAUCAGCUCCUGCCCCUCCACCCCACCAACCAAAACAUGCCACGUCACCUUCCCACCUGGGACCUACCUAACAGCAACCAUCCACUUAAAGUCCAACGUCGUUCUAAACAUCCAAGAAGGAGCAACCUUGUUAGGUGGCACAAAAUUGGAGGACUAUCCAAAAGAGUUUAAUAGAUGGUAUGUUGUUUUAGCGGAGAAGGUGAGUGAUGUAGGGAUAACUGGAGGUGGGGUUGUCGAUGGUCAAGGAUUGAAGUUUGUGAAGAGGUUUAAUGUAAGAAAGAAUGUGAUGGUGAGUUGGAAUUCUACUGGAGCUUGCUUGGGAGAUGAGUGCAGGCCAAGACUGGUUGGUUUCAUUGGGUGUACAAACGUCAAGGUUUGGAAUGUCAGGUUAAGCGAACCUGCUUAUUGGUGUUUGCACAUAGUAGGGUGCCUUAAUACAUCCAUUUUUGACGUUUCCAUAUAUGGUGACUUUAAUUCACCUAAUAAUGAUGGGAUAGAUAUAGAGGAUUCAAAUAAUACGCUUAUUACAAGAUGUCAUAUUGAUACCGGAGAUGAUGCUAUUUGUCCAAAGACGUACACUGCUCCGCUUUAUAACUUGACCACAACCGACUGUUGGAUUCGAACAAAAUCUUCAGCAAUCAAGCUUGGCAGUGCUAGUUGGUUCGAGUUCAAGGGUCUGGUGUUUGACAAUAUCACUAUUGUAGAUUCUCACAGGGGACUAGGACUGCAGAUACGUGAUGGAGGAAAUGUAAGUGACAUCACCUUCUCAAACAUAAAUAUUAGCACAAGAUACUAUGACCCAUCUUGGUGGGGGAGAGCAGAGCCUAUUUAUGUGACAACCUGUCCGCGAGACUCAAGUUCGAAAGAGGGCUCUAUAUCUAACCUACAAUUCAUCAACAUAACAGCGAAUUCUGAAAAUGGUGUAUUCUUGUCAGGCUCUAAAGGUGGCCUACUGAGCAAUCUGAAAUUCAUUAACAUGAAUCUGAAUUACAGAAGAUGGACAAAUUAUCCAGGUGGGUUAGUAGACUACAGACCUGGAUGCCAGGGUCUUGUAAACCACAGUGCAGCUGGGAUCAUCAUGGAACAUAUAGAGGGGUUCGAGGUUGAGAAUGUAAAUAUGAGAUGGUCUAAUUAUCACAAUGAGCUGUGGGAUAAUCCUUUGGAUUUCAGGCCUUGGACAGUAAAUAACAUUUCUCUACUCAAUUUCCGUUCUGGUUUGUAUAAACAAAUGAAAUAG
Molecule: messenger RNA, 1425 nt
Organism: Dovyalis caffra
Lineage: Eukaryota; Viridiplantae; Streptophyta; Magnoliopsida; Malpighiales; Salicaceae
Source: the annotation of a GenBank genome assembly